GCUGGAUCCGGAAGAUGAGGUUGGACUUGUGCCUGAGGCCGCUUUUUAUUGCAGAGUGAUGAAGAGGUGUUUGGGUCUGAUGGACCUGAGCCAGACAUCCAGCCCAGACUGACGAGCUGUGUGAUCUUGAGCAGGUGGUUAGCCUUCCUGAGCCGCUGCCUUCUCCCCUGUUCCAUGGGGAUAAUUCACCUCUCCCUGCGAGGGCAGCAGGAGGCUCUGAUGAGACAGUGGAGUCUCUCAGCAAAGGACGUUUCUGCUGUCCUUGUCCUUCCGCUUCUGGGCUGAUUGUGCGCUGGUGUCAGUUCUUCUCACUUAAGGGUUUACCUUGCUCAGUGUUGACAGUUCCUGGACAAUCCUCAGACCUGUUAAUAAUGUUUUAUUACAUCCGUAGGACACUUCAUACUUUUCAAAGGGCUGUUUGGCACUUUCUACUCCCAGUAUAUCACCUGCUAGGUGCCCGAACUGGGCUAGGGGCUCUGGACCUUAGCUCUUAAACCCCACAGCAUCUCUGGAGAACUGGCAUGGGCGUCCCCAUUUUACCUGGGGACUCAGCCAUGGGGAGGAACUUGUUGGAGUCACAGACUUGGUUGGGGACAGUUGGGCCUCACACCGGGCUCAUCAGGCCCCAGAGCCCAUGCUCUUUCCUUCUUAACAUAACCUUGCCAAGUGAUUGGGCAAAAAGCUCAAGACGUUUUCAGAUGAACCCUCCUCACACUCCAGAUGGGAACAGAGUCCCCGAUAGGGCAAGAAGCUUAAUAACAAUCAUGCCUAACAUUUUUGUUAUACUUCAUAUAGCUUUUCAGGGCUUUCAAAGGCUUUAUGUAGAUUUCAAGACUAAGUGAGGCACGCCUGCCUCAACGUGUCUUCCUAAAAGCCCACUAGUCGAGCAAGGCAGAGUCUAUGAUAGGCUGUCAAAGAACCGUGGAGGAUACACAGGCGUGAAUAACCGUACUCUGUGUUUCUAUGGGGUAAUGCGAUUUGGAAAACAACGCGGAUUGAGCUUUGGUGAUAACAAGAACAGGUGCACCUCUUCCUGGACCAACAAAUGUCAGUGAUGCUCAACCAGCCUGCCGGGCAGCCAGCCCCAGCCGUGGCUGGGCACCGUUGUCCAGUGAGCGCUAGGUGAUGAGCAUGAGGAACAUAGAUUGUAAGCUCCCAGAGGCAGGAGUCUGUGUGUCUAGCUCACCAUGUGUCCCACCCCAGGGUAGUGUCUGGUACGUCACAAGCGCUCCGUGUUGGUGUAAAAGUCACUUACCCACUGGAGCUCAGCAUCCCCAUCCAAGAACCUGGGGAUUUUAUUACUGAUCCUGUUGGUGACUAUGGAAAUGUAUCGCCUUGACCACAGCAGAAGUUCAGUGAGUGUUGCUCAGGGGGGCUGUGCCCUGCCUGGUACCCUGGUGACUGCCCUCUGCCCGCACCCUCUGCAGGCUGUCCCCGCUCACGUUGUCUCUUCUUCUUGUCUUUCUCUGCAUAGUGAAUGGGAGCUACGGCCACUGCACUCCGGGCUCAGAGAAGAGCCUGCUGGACCUGGACCUUGCCGAAGGCCCUGGCCCCACCUGCCGCCAGGGCCUGUUUCUCCCUGCAGGAAGCCCACCACCCCGGGGUCACCCCCCAGCCUGUGAGAGGCUGCUGCAUUUCCCCCAUCCCAGCAGGUCACCCAGGUCCCAGGCCGCGUAUGUGAACGGCAGUCUCCCGGCCACACAGCACAUCAAGCAGGAGUCCCUGCCCGACUACCGGGCCAUGGCGGAAGCUCGCGUGCCCCUGUCUGCCCACUGCCGGGCCCCGCCAGCCACAGGCCUGCACACGGACCUGGACCCCCCGGGCCGAGGCCUCGCCAACCCCGCACCUUCCUGCUACCUUCUGGGCAGUGAACCCAGCUCUGGCCUGGGCCCCCCACCCGAGGCCCACCUCCCUGAGGGAGGCCUGAAGCGCUGCUGCCUCUUGGGCCUGCCCCCCACCUCCUCGGCCUCCGCCUCCCCCUGUGCCUCCUCCGACAUCACCUCCAUCGUCCGCGCCUCCCAGACAGCUCUGGUCACCUGCGUAAAUGGACUUCGGAGCCCCCCUCUGCCGGGAGACCUGGGGGGCCCUCCCAGGCGGGCCCGGUCCAGCCCUGCAUCCACCGAGAGCCACGAGGGCAGUUUGCAACUCGAAGCCUGCCGGAAAGCCAGCUUCCUGAAGCAGGAGCCGGCGGAUGAGUUCUCAGAGCUGUUCGGGCCUCACCAGCAGGGCCUGCCGCCCCCCUACCCCCUGUCUCAGCUGCCGCCCGGCCCAGGCCUCGGAGGCCUGGGGCUGGGCCUGGCGGGCAGGGGGGUGGCUGGGCGGCAGGCGUGCCGUUGGGUGGACUGCUGUGCAGCCUACGAGCAGCAGGAGGAGCUGGUGCGGCACAUCGAGAAGAGCCACAUCGACCAGCGCAAGGGCGAGGACUUCACCUGCUUCUGGGCCGGCUGUGUGCGCCGCUACAAGCCCUUCAACGCCCGCUACAAGCUGCUCAUCCACAUGAGGGUGCACUCGGGCGAGAAGCCCAACAAGUGCAUGUUUGAAGGCUGCAGCAAGGCCUUCUCGCGGCUGGAGAACCUCAAGAUCCACCUGCGGAGCCACACGGGCGAGAAGCCAUACCUGUGCCAGCACCCAGGCUGUCAGAAGGCCUUCAGCAACUCCAGUGACCGUGCCAAGCACCAGCGUACCCACCUCGACACGAAGCCGUACGCCUGUCAGAUUCCUGGCUGCUCCAAGCGCUACACAGACCCCAGCUCCCUGCGCAAGCACGUGAAGGCCCAUUCAGCCAAAGAGCAGCAGGUGCGUAAGAAGCUGCACACGGGCCCCGACGCUGAGGCCGACGUCCUGAGCGAGUGUCUGGCCCUGCAGCAGCUCCACGCAUCCACACAGCUGGCUGCCAGCGACGGGAAGGGUGGCCGCGCCCUGGGCCAGGAGCUGCUCCCAGGCAUGUAUCCUGGCUCCAUCACCCCCCAUAAUGGGCUGGCAUCAGGCAUCCUGCCCCCUAUGCACGACGUCCCUUCCAGGCACCACCCACUGGAUGCUACCACCAGUUCCCAGCACCAUCUGUCCCCUCUGCCCACGGCCGAGAGCACCAGGGAUGGGCUGGGACCCAGUCUCCUCUCGCCCAUGGUCAGCCCAGUGAAGGGGCUCGGGCCACUGCCGCUGCCACCGUCUUCCCAGAGCCAUUCUCCAGGGGGCCAGCCCUUCCCCACGCUCCCCAGCAAGCCACCCUAUCCUCCCUUCCAGAACCCUCCACCCCAGCCUCUGCCCAGCCCGCAAGGCUACCAAGGAAGUUUCCACUCCAUCCAGAAUUGCUUCCCCUACGGGGACUGCUACCGGUCAGCUGAGCCCGCAGCCAGUGGGGACGGACUGGCCGGGGAGGCCCAUGGUUUCAACCCUCUGCGGCCCAAUGGCUACCACAGCCUCAGUGCACCUUUAGCUGCCACAGGCUACGAGGCCCUGGCCGAGGCCCCGUGCCCCACGGCGCUGCCACCACAGCCAUCUGAAGAUGUUGCGUCCAGCGGCCCCGAGGACUGCGGCUUCUUCCCCAAUGGGGCCUUCGACCACUGCCUGAGUCACAUCCCCUCCAUCUACGCAGACACCUGAAGGCUGCUGCCCGCCUCCACCGCAGACGCCACCCACCCACCUGCCGUCUCUUCCCACCCUCCAGGCACCCAGCCCGAGCAGCAGGCCACUGUGCCCGGAAUGCAGGGUGCCGGGUCUGCGGCGGCUGCCAGCUCCUGCCGGGAUGGUCCUCUGAGCCCGAGCCGGGCGCUCGGAGGUGCCCGUCAGGAUCCGUGACCUGUGACGUCCCUUGACUGGGUCUUCCUUUCUCUCUCCAAUGGUUUUGAAAUCACAGACCUCGUGUAUAUAAAAUGUACAGAACUUGUGUUCCAGUCCCCUGCCAGUUUUAUAUGUUGGGUUUUACAAGAAAAGCAUUAAAAACUGGAAAUGAGA
Sus scrofa (pig) is the source of this 3954-nucleotide messenger RNA. It is a transcript of the gene GLIS1, whose product is annotated as GLIS family zinc finger 1. The record is from RefSeq and is a predicted model, not a curated record. Gene Ontology annotation, molecular function: RNA polymerase II cis-regulatory region sequence-specific DNA binding; DNA-binding transcription factor activity, RNA polymerase II-specific. Gene Ontology annotation, cellular component: nucleus. NCBI's taxonomy places the organism in Eukaryota, Metazoa, Chordata, Mammalia, Artiodactyla, Suidae. Gene Ontology annotation, biological process: regulation of transcription by RNA polymerase II.